This is a messenger RNA of Daucus carota subsp. sativus, 8735 nucleotides long. RefSeq names its product protein GFS12-like. The coding region runs from base 2207 to 3517 and encodes 436 amino acids. The record is from RefSeq and is a predicted model, not a curated record. NCBI's taxonomy places the organism in Eukaryota, Viridiplantae, Streptophyta, Magnoliopsida, Apiales, Apiaceae. The transcript has 15 exons.
AACGCAAGAAAGAAGAAAACGUCGAGAAAGGGAAGAGAUUUUUUGGAAUAAGGAGCCACAGGAAGAUUGAUCGCCACAAGCAACCUAAGCACAGACAACAGUUCCCGAGGAGACCUAUAGUCAAAAACCAGUCAGCAAAAAGUCGCGCCUAAAACGCAAAAAAUAAAAAAAAAAUCACAAAGCCGGACCUCCAAAACAAUACAAAGAGAAUAGAAAAAUAUUCGGGUCCAUCUAAAGAUCGACCACAGAGACUAAAUGUAGGCCCCAGCCCAGGACCUAAAAGCCCACCUGUCAGGCCAAAGACGCUUAGCACUAUAUAAACAAGAGAAAGAAAAGCUUGUUCUGGGGUUGGAAGAUUGAAGACUAAAAGAGCAUAUAGAUACAUAAAGGUUGUGAGCAUCAACACCCUUACUGGAUUUUUUUUUUAAGACUGCUGAUCUUUAUUUGAUCUUUAUACAUAGAACAUGUCGUCUUCUGAUGACGAGUCUUCAAAAGGAGUUGUCUUUGCACUCAGGCGAUUUGAAGCCUUCAGGUCAAUGAGGGUACACACUCAAAGAGCACGCCAAGCAAAAGCCGAGAGUAUUGAGAAGAAAAAAAGGAUGCCGCCUAUUCUUAUGAAGCUGUGCCCUAGUACGAUUGACCCAAAUGAAGAUUGUUUUGCAAUGACUCUUGAUGUUAGUCCUAAAUUCGGAUCUUCCGGCGUCAUCCCAUGCCCACCCCCACCCCCGUACCUGCCCACCGACAUGCCCACCCCUAGGAAUCCCAGUUUCUUCGAUCCAAUGCUUUGUCUCAACAUCAGGUCCGAUGAUUUCAGCGAAGCUUUAGUCUUUUACAUAGAGGCCUUUGGGGCUGAGGACCAGUCUGAUAGCACCGAAGCUAUACUCAAGAUCGGUGCACAAAAAUUUGUCAUAUUUAGCACCUUACACAACUACUUGACUCCAGAUGGAGCUCUUUUCUCUCUCUCUACCGAUGAUGUUGAUAGUGUUGUCGACAAGGCUCUUAUGGAGGGUGCUACUUUGUUGGGAAAACCUGUGCAGGUGUAUAGCAAAUGUCAGGUCUGGUGCAAAUUGGUCAAAAUAUAUGAUCCGAGUGGUAAUCUAUGGAUCAUCCACUCCAGGAAGUUAUGUUCAACUUGUCUGCAAUCCUUUGUGUUGGUGAUAUAGUUAUUAUCACGCCAAAAAUUUUUUGUAAACAGCAAUAUUUUUUGAUUUUUCUUUCUAGUUAUGUCUAGAUUGAGAAAUGACUUGUGAAAUAUGAACUAUCAUGUUUCCAUCUUGUAAAACUUUUAACAACUUAAUUUGUGACUACCAUUAUUAGUGGUAAAUUAUCAUAUGAUUUGCUCUGCUUUUUAUUUUUAUUGUUUUUGCAAUAUUAGAAAAUGUUAUUGCAAAAGGAAAUACCUAUAAGAGUAAGAGGGGCAUUAACCAAUAAAUCUCAGAAAGCUCUACCCUCGAAGAGCUUAAAGAGGUAUGUUUUGUGGCGGAUGAAUUCUGCUAAAUAUUUGACUAUGUGUGGUUAUCUUGCCACAAAAUGCAACUUAAAUUAUCCAAGAAGUGGGUAAUUAUGAAUCCCUACAGAGGAGCCUACAUAUUGACAUCUAACAAGGAUUUAUCUUCACAAACUUAUAGAGCUACUCAGGAAUUUUUAGAUGUUCCUAACAUCAGAUACGCAUAACAUGUUUUGUUUUAUGGUUAACUCUUCUGGCUACAUCACUUUAAUCUUAUCUCUACUCGUGGCAGGUUAAUGAGGGAACAAUUUCUGUCUAAAAAUUUCGAGGCCCUUAUUGUCAUCAGGGGAUUGAUUGUGCAGAAAACAAAGUUAAUAAGUGAUUGUAGUCAACAGAGAGAACACGCGCCGAUUCAAGUUGUUUUAGUAGAAAUUAUAGAAGAAUUUUAGUACGUUUUAAACCUGAGAUUUUAAGUUAGUGAUGGUAUUGGUAUACACUAAGAGCAUCUCUAAGAGAUUAGCUAUAAUUUUGAGGAAUAUGGUACAAAACGUCACUGAGUUCUAGGCUUUCCCUUAGGACCCCCCUUUCAUUACCCAUUCACCCCUUUCAUUACCCAUUCUAGGGCCGAGCAAACGGUCGGUUCGGUCCAGAGUAGCCAUACACAUCAGUUUUAGACUUUAGUGAUUUACACUUAAAUACUCAUUGUACCUGCCAUCCAGAAGAUUCUUCAGGCUAGUUGCUAUCUUCAAUGUUAGAUGCAUGGUUGGGUACAGAACUUUCUUCUUGACCUCUUACCCCAUAAUAAAAUUCUUACAGGCUGCAGGUUAUUCACAUUUUAAGGUUUCUAUACUGCAAGACUCAUUUGUGCAGGAAUUUUGGAAAAGCAUCGGUAAACAGAAAUAUCUGGAGAAGUUACAUCCUAUGGUUCUAUCGAAUUUGUACGGUGUACUUGAUAAGAGUACUGCUGCCGCGGCUUCUCUGCUGCUGGUUGGCUCUAGUGAACAGCUUGGUGUCCCAAUUACAAUUCAUCAGACAAUAUUACCUCUGAUUCAGUAUUAUGGGAAGGGUCUCUGCAGUGAUGGAAUCGACGUUGUGAUUAGAAUAGGUGUUCAUCUUGGGGAAAAUUUUGUUGUCAAUCAAGUAUUACCGGUACUUCGAAGCAUUGCUAGCUCAUGUAUUGAUGCGUCUCGUGUUAAUAAGCCUGAACCACUUCAGAGCUGGGGUACAUUAGCCCUUAUGGACUGCUUAAUGACAUUAGAUGGCCUUGUGGUAAUUUUGAAGGAGGAGGUGGUUGUAAAAGAGUUGAUUGAAGAGGGAGAUUGCAUCUAUGUAGAGGUGCUCAUGCAAUCCACCACAGGAAUUCCAGUGCUCCAGGCUGCUGCAAGAAGUUUACUUGCAGUGUGUCAUCAAAUAGGACCUACUUUAACAGCAUUGCAAGUCCUGCCCAAACUCAAAGAUCUUUUCAGUGAACUUGCAUUCUCUCAGGAAGCUUCGGCUAGUUUUGCCUCUUCCGGUGGAAGGGUGAAGGAUUGCAAGAAAAAAACUGAUGAGGUUCCAAUUGACAGUCAUAUGGACCUUGUGUUGCUUCUUUAUCCUCCUCCUGCAUCACUUCUUGGUACAGAGAAACUUCGACAAUGUUUUGCCACAUGGUUGCUCCUUGAGCAGUUUCUUUUACGGUGUUAUAAUUGGAAGUGGGAAUAUACGGGGGAUUUAUCUGGUCCAGAAAACAUAAACAGUAAAAUUUAUGGUUUGAAGAGUUCAAGAUCUGAGUUUAGUCCUGCUAGAAAGCUGCUUAAUACAUCUGCGUGGUCAAUACCACAAUCACAAGCGUACAAAGGUCCCAAUACCUUGAAGCCUCACACAUGGUCACAUGAAUAUCAUCGUAACCCAGUUGAUCAUCCUGUGAAAUCCUCGAAUGUUGAAAAGCAUGAACCCUGGUAUUGGUUUCCUAGUCCAGCAUCUGCAUGGAUUGGACCCUAUGUUCUUGGUUGUGGUGGGGGUUCAAAAGAAGAACUUCCAUGGAAGAUCAAAGCUUCUGUGAUACACUCUGUCCGUGCUCAUCUACUGUGAGUGUAAACUUUUUACUGCAGGAGUUGGUCAAGUCAAAGGAACUAUUCAGAAAUGGGACUUAUCAAGAAUCAAUUGCUUAUCGGGCUAUCAGGGAAAUGAGGAGGUUGUAAAUGAGAUAUGUCUUCUGGCAUCUUCUGAAAGAGUUGCCUCUUGUGAUGGAACUGUGCAUAUUUGGAAUAGCCAGACAGGGAAAUUAAUCUCUGUAUUUACUGAAUUUUCUGAAGAUUCUGUGCAUCACAUAAGCCGCUUAACUUCUGGAUCAAGGGCAAAUUUGGACCAAGCCAAUAUGCUAAAUUUCAAUCGUCAUUUAAGUGGAAUAAUGACAACUGCAUUUGAUGGAAGUCUGUAUACUAGCUUGCAUUUCCUGCAAAACAUUAAUAGGCUUGUGAUGGGUACUGGGAAUGGCUCUCUUAGAUUCCUUGAUGUGGUCCAAGGUCAAAAACUUCAUUUGUGGAGGACUGAAUCUCCGGAAGCCAGUUUCCCUUCUUUGAUCUCUUCUAUAUGCUCGUGUGGCUCUGACAAAAUGCAAGGUGAUGGAAUUGCAGCUUCGCCAUCAUGGGUUGCAGCUGGACUGAGUUCUGGUAAAUGCAGCUUGAUGUGAGAAGUGGGCAUAUUAUUGCCUCAUGGCAGGCUCAUGAUGGACAUAUCACUAAGGAAUAUUCAUUCUCAAGAAUAGUAUAUAUGCUUGAUUGAAAAACGCAAUUCAUCCUUUGCCCAUUUUGUCAUUUGUAAAUGCAGUUGGCUGCACCAGAGGACCAUAUGCUAGUGUCCAGCUCGCUUGACAGAACACUAAGAAUCUGGGAUUCAAGAAGGAAUUGGACAUCAGAAUCUACUCUGUUUAAAGGCCAUAGUGAUAGUGUAUCAAUAUCCAGAAAUAAGAUUGGGCUUUCUUCUUUGUCUAGACCUGCUUAUGAAACACGCAACCGAGAGAGAAUUGGGGAAAUCACCAGGCGGUGGCUAGGAUUUCAUUCAAAAUUCAACACAAAUCCAAUCCAAGCUAUUCGAAAGGGGUUCGGAGUUCGCUGAUGGGGCGAUGGUGGUGGUGACAUCAGGGCCAGUGGCCGGAAGAUCGGGGCAACACCAGCAUUGCUGCGCCUCCACUCGGUGCUCUUUUUUCAGGAUAUCAUCCUCCUAAUAAUAUAAUUUUGGUUACCCCCGCAAGUUGCAAUUUUAAUCUACAAGUUGCAAUAAAAGAGAAAGCGAAAGAAAGGCGGUCAGAAGAAGAAAGAGGAAUCUAUCCAGGUCUCUCUAUCUCUUCUUUCUCAUUUGUUUUUUAAAUUUGCUUAGAUAAUAGCAAUUUGAAUUGCUCGAUUCGAUCAGUUGAGUAUGUUUUGUGUGUUCGCCUGUGUAUGUUUGUUUACGGCUUCGGUUGUUCUGUUUAAGAUUUUUGUAUGAGAAUCGAAUCUAGUUUGUGGACACCAGCACGCUUUUCCGAUAGUUGCUUGAUUAUGAAUCUGUUGGUUACAAAUUGUCUGUCUAAAUCUAUUUAUGGUUACCGCUGUGUGAGUGUGUUUUUAUGCACUGAUAGCCUAGAUUAGUGUUUCUUUUUACGGGCUAACAAAUCAGAACUAGAUCUAUAUAAGUUUUUGUGUGUAUGAUACAUAAGCUGAUUCUAUUGGAUAUUAUCGAAUUUGUUCUUAGUAUUCGAGUGUUUAUUGUUGAUAAUCUUAGGAUUUUAUUGAAUCUGAUCGCCACAUGCUCAGGAAUCAGAUAGACUAGUUGACUAUAUGGAACUGAACCUAGUUUUGUGUGUAGGUUUAUGAUUCGAUUUUACUAUCUGCACAGUUUAGACUUAUGAGUACUAGUUUUCUGUAUAUUUUUAGCUAUGUGUGAUUGUGUACAUUAAUCGAACCCUGUAUUCUGCUAAGAUUCACCUGUAUGUGUAUUUUAGUUCUAGUAAUAAGUUGUCUGUGCGGAUCUCUUUCUUGCUAAUAUGACUGUACCACAAAGGUUGGGGGCCAUGCACGAUGGCUUUGUGUGUCUUUUAGAGACAAUAUAGUACCCAAUAUGGGCGAUGGUGUAUACCAUUUUACACAGUUAUGUCUUUUGACAUAUAAAAUCCUAUUAUCUCCAGGUCUAAUUCUGAUAAGUUAAUAGUAAGCUCUGAUAGUAUAUUUGUAAUGUGGAUUCCGAAUGGUCAGUAAUGAUUAUACAAGUAUAUGAAUAUUUGGUGUUUUAGGAAGGAGAAUUACCAUUAGCUAGUGGUAUUUUAAACUGAAAACAAGAAAAGCUGUAGAGAUUUUUCAGGUUGGCAUUUAAACCUCUUAAAAGGAAUUAGUGAAAGAUUUAUUUUCUGCCAAAUUAGUAAAAAAUAAAAACACUGGAAUCUUCUUUUGUAAUAUCCCCAUAACAAACCAGUAUAUGUUCAUACUCAGACUUUGUAUCAGAUUAUAAGCACCAAUCCAGGAGUUAGGAAUACUGCUCAGCAUAUAAUAAGAAUAAAUUAACUACAUUAUAAAAAUCAGUUAGACGACCAUAAUUAGAGGACAUUUCUGAAAUACAAAACACAUGUUAUCAGUUUAUAUGAACAGUUGUGAUUAAGCAUUAAUCUAGGCCGAUAAGGAGUAAAAUCAUGGAUAUGUAUUAAUCAAUAGAGUAAGUUAUAUAGUAAUUUAUAAAAUUAAAGGAGUCUAAAUAGGAAUUAGUUCUAAUUUAAUUACAUUCAUUAUGAGUUAAUUAUGAGUUAAUUGGUGAUGAUAAAAUGUCUCAUAUUCAAUUAAGGAAUAUAUGUUUGGUAAGUACCAUUAAAACAGAGGUAAUCAGUCCAUAGGAUAAGCCCAAUUGAAAGGGUACUUACAGACUAAAAUAAUGUUCUAAUGAUGGACCAUAUAGUAUAUAAUUAGAGCAAAUAACAAACAAAUAUCAUCAUCACCUAUCUAUAAGUGUUCAGCUACAAACAGAGUUAAACUUCAACUUCACUAUGAAAAACACUGAAAACCAUACAUCUGAAACAUUAAUACUGAACCCCUAUGAAUUAGAGGUUAUAUCCAAUACAUCUCUCACUUUAGAAGCUGAAACAACUGAAACACCCAAUAUUAUAUAUGGGCGAACGCUAUCCGGUAAACCAAUAAGCAAAAUAGGGCUGAAGAAUUUGUUUGAGUCACUAUGGCAGAAUAAAACAGGUGUGAAUUUGAAGAUUAUAUGGAGGGUAUUUUUACUCUAUCUUUUGAAUCAUAAGCAGUUAAGAAUAGGGUGGUAAGAGGACAACCAUGGCAUUUUGAAGGAAACUAUCUUAUCCUAGUUGAGGUUGAUGCAAUGACUCAAUGAACAACUGAGCUUUUCCUACGGAUCCCUUUCUGGGUUCAAGUUUUCGGGAUACCUCCGGGUCAUAUAGUAAAACCAAAUGGCGAAAGACUAGAAAAGGAGAUAGCAAACUCCUUAGGCAAGUUCAUGGAAUUUGAUUUAAACUACAGUCGCAAUUUCAUGCGAUUCAGAGUGCUUCUAGAUGUCUCUAAGCCACUGCUCAAAGGAAAACUCUUAAAGCUAAAUAAGCUCAGGGAUACUAUAUGGAUUUCCUUUCGUUAUGAAAGGCUGGCAAAGUUUUGUUACUUUUGUGGCUAAUAUUAAAGCUGUUGGCAAGUUGAAACCAGGGUCUUAAGGGACUCGUGUGAAUUUUAUAGAUGAAAAUGGGUUGUUUUUUCAUAAAACAACUCUCUUUUGGUCUGUCUUUACUACUACUGAUAAAAAUAUCACCUUGUUUUGCUUGCUAUUGUUCUGUUGAAUAGUAAAAGAGUUGUUUGGUCGGCAAAUAGAGGCAACCCUGUUAGGAUUCAGAUUAAUUUGUACUUGAUGAGGGUGAAAAGACCUAGUAUAGGAUCUCUUGGUUGUAAGUCAGAGGCUUCUAUAGUAAAAGAAUUAUCUACAAUUUCCUUUCUAAAUAAAAAUUAAUAUUUUUAUUUUGAAAUAAAAUUUUGAAUUAUAUAUAGAUUCAUAGUUCUUAUCCCAAAUUAAAGAUAAAAAUUAAAAACAUAGUUUUACCCUCUUAUAUUGGGCUAUGACUGUUUACUUUUUUCCCAAAUCUUGUUACUAGGCCUGUGUUUGCAAGUUUUUUACUUUGCAUACAGAAUUACAAUCAUGUUGCUAGCUGCAAAUACAUUAGUCUUGUGCUUAGUUUCAGCCCAAGGAUAUGCAGGCAUUUUUGCUAGCCGUCGCUCUUUCAUUGCCUUCUUACCUUUUCAACUUGGUGCAAAUAGCCUGUUCUUGGGUGCCUUAUUUUUUGUUUGAUAGCUUCUUUGCAAGGUCUUGAUUAUUAUGAAUACCAGGCCGUUGGAGGAGCUAAUGACCACACUAUUUAAUCAGGCUCAAAUGACAUCAAACUUAUACAUACAUCAACUGGUAGGUAUUUGCACAUUGCUUAUUGGAAAAUACCUGAAAUGUUUCCAAACAAUAAAAAUAAGCUGGAGGUAAUUCUGAAUCAUCGUUGUUGUAUGACUGUGUUCCGGUUUCGAAUCACUUGCCUUGGCGAAAUUCAGUUUAUGAAAUAGUAAUAAGCUUUUUAUUUGGCUCAAAAUUAUGUAUAUGAGCACUUCGCGAUUUAUUAAUUUUUAUCUUUCCUAAUAGUUGGUUGUGAGCAUUACUAAUUGGGAGAGGAAUAUCUUUCAUAUAUAUAUAUUUAUGAUAUUCUGGUUCAUUUGGAACAAUGAUAGCAGAUAGAUACAUGCUUAAUAAAAUUUGAUAGUAUCUAACCAAAGGAUUUCCCUUUGGUUAGAUACUAUCAUAGUGGUAUUCUCUCGAAAGUUUAUUUCGAUCUUUUGAUUUUGAUGCAUUUAGGUGCAGUUUUCUUCUUUUCAUCUUUUCUUUAGUGCCUUUCAUGUUCCCUUUACAGUAUUCUUUGUUCUUAUUUUUCUUGUCUCACUCUCUAGUUCUUUGAAUCCUUUGUCUUUGUGCCUUUUGGCGUAGUCUCCUUUUUCCAUCUUUUUUUCGGAGUUUUUCAGGUUUCUGUCUUUCUUAUUCUUUAGUUCCUUCUUUUUUUCUCUCACUUUCUCCUUUCUUGUUGACUGUGUGUCUCUUUGUUUUGCGUAUUCAGACUUUAAAGUUUCACUGUCUAAACGUCCGGAGACAUCUUGGCAUGACUUUCGGUUAGACGGUGGACUUUAGCGAAUGAAUUUUCUCCUGGUCUUGUUUUGCUUUCUGGGUGUUUUCUUUUCAAUAGUGAGGGGAUUUUUAUCUAAAUUUUCGGGGACAUCCAUGCAUGUCCUUUGGUUAGAUGAAAAAAACU